ACAACAAAAUGACUGAGAUGAACAUUCCCGGAUUGGCUGGACUGAUAACCUUCUACUUCCUCAUCCUCUUCGCUGGACUAUUCUCCAAAAAGUUUAUGCAGCUUUUGAAUGGAAAGAAGAAUAAAACAGGGACUGAAGUGGCGGAAGAGGGCAUGUCAGAUUCAGACGAUCUAAUGUUGGCUGGGCGAGAUAUUAACUACUUUGUUGGAAUCUUUACCAUGACAGCAACUUGGGUCGGAGGAGGUUACAUCAACGGGGCUGCAGAAGCUACUAUUAGACAUGGAAUUCUGUGGUGCCAGGCUCCCUUCUGCUACGCAAUAGCUCUUAUCUGUGGAGGCUUAUUCUUCGCUACCAAGAUGAGGAACAUGAAGUACGUCACCAUGUUGGAUCCUCUGCAGAACAAGUACGGCAAGGAGCUCGGAGCCCUCUUCUACAUUCCAGCAUUCUCCGGCGAGAUUCUCUGGUCGGCGGCCAUUCUCGCAGCUCUAGGAACAUCUCUCCAAGUUAUAUGCGGGAUCCCAGAGGCCACCUCCAUCAUGGCAUCUGCUGGAUUCGCCAUGAUAUAUACUCUUUUUGGAGGACUGUAUUCAGUUGCGUUCACGGAUGUCUUUCAGCUGAUCUGUAUUUUCGUUGGUCUCAUUCUAGCGCUACCCUUUAUGACAACAAAUGAAAAUGUCACAUCCCCCCUCCAGGGUGAAAUUCCUGAUUUUAACGGAGUGUCGAAAAGUGUCAUUGGAACUAUAAAACCUGAAGAUGCUGCAUACUGGGUUGAUCACGCAGUUAUGAUGAUGUGUGGAGGUAUCCCGUGGCAGGCCUACUUCCAGCGAGUCCUCUCCUCUAGAAGCGCCAAAAUCGCUAAAGUUCUCUCCAUCUUCGCUGGCUUCGGCUGCUUUUGUGCGGCCAUCCCCGCCGUACUUAUCGGAGUAGUAACGCUUAACACCGACUGGGCCGCUACCAAGUUCGGAGUUCUAGAACCGGGACAGUACAAGUUGGCAGUUCCUCUCUGUCUCAACUACCUCUGCCCCCCAGUCGUUACCUUCAUUGGUCUUGGAGCAGUGAGUGCUGCUGUGAUGAGUUCAACUGACAGUUCCAUUCUGGGAGUCAGCUGCAUGUUCACCAGGAACGUGUUCCAGAGAGUCUUCCAUCCUGCAGCUAGUGACAAGCAAAUGAUGUGGGCAUUAAGAAUAACGAUUAUCUUCAACACGACCAUUGCCAUGAUCAUCGCUAUCACUGUCAAAUCUGUGUACGGACUUUACCUUAUCUGCAGUGACCUAGUAUUCGUCCUCCUCUUCCCACAUCUAGUCCUGGUAGUCCACUUCCCCCACCUGGUUAACAGAUACGGUAUGGUGGUAGGUUUCUCCACUGCCCUCCUUCUCAGGGCUCUCUCCGGGGAACCUGUACUCGGAUACGAUGCUGUCCUCAAGUUCCCUAACUAUUCCGAGGGAGUAGAGGGAGUAGACAAUGGGGUCGGACACCAGAAGUUCCCCUUCAGAAUGGUGUGCAUGUUAGUCCACCUCUUCCUCGCCAUCGGAGUUUCCUAUCUCACAAACUACCUUUAUCAAGAGGGUUACUUGACUGAUGAACUGGACGUCUUGAAAGAAUUCAAAGAAAAGAAAGAAAAUACAAAGACGAAUAAAGACCUGGUAAUAGAGAACACAUACCCCGUGUUGGAGCUCAAGAAGCAAGCAACCAACGGUCACCAAGCAACCAACGGUCACACUAACGGCUCAUCUAACGGCCACGGAAAUGGUCUUCAUACGAAUGGAAAUUGUUAACAAUACCCGAACUUUAGAGGCUAACUUCCCUUCCCCUUCGGUUUCAGAUGAUUACUUAAGUAAUUUCUAGUUAUAGUGAGUUAAACCAAACGAAAGCAAGUUUAAAAGCCGAAUUGCUCAGAUAGUUUGGAAGCUCAGAAGUAUACCAGACUCUGCAGCUAUUAAUUUGUUUAAGAAAACGCAAAUCCAGAGCACAGUAACUUAAACAGUAACUUAAACGAUUACAUCGGAAUAUUUGACUACUGGAAUUCAGAGCUUUCCAGGAUUUAACACCGGGAAUAGUAUUUGGAAAGCUGAAUGCUAGAAACUACAAGGACGUGUUUCUUGACACCGUGGAGUAACCAGUGUAAAGACUAUUUUGCCACAAUUUAAAAGUUUACAUAAACUUAUUUAUAGUAGUGUUGAUUAACUGAUCUAUAAUGUUAUUCAGUCAGUUGUAUAUAUUUGUUGUUUUUAACUUUUUACAUUA
This is a messenger RNA of Bolinopsis microptera, 2244 nucleotides long. Its product is annotated as high-affinity choline transporter 1-like. The record is from RefSeq and is a predicted model, not a curated record. Gene Ontology annotation, cellular component: plasma membrane. NCBI's taxonomy places the organism in Eukaryota, Metazoa, Ctenophora, Tentaculata, Lobata, Bolinopsidae. Gene Ontology annotation, molecular function: choline:sodium symporter activity. Bases 9 to 1775 code for a protein of 588 amino acids. The transcript has 13 exons. Gene Ontology annotation, biological process: acetylcholine biosynthetic process; choline transport; transmembrane transport.